Elaeis guineensis (African oil palm) is the source of this 983-nucleotide messenger RNA. RefSeq names its product thioredoxin-like protein Clot. Gene Ontology annotation, molecular function: protein-disulfide reductase [NAD(P)H] activity. The record is from RefSeq and is a predicted model, not a curated record. NCBI's taxonomy places the organism in Eukaryota, Viridiplantae, Streptophyta, Magnoliopsida, Arecales, Arecaceae. Gene Ontology annotation, cellular component: cytosol.
UUUUUAAAAUGUUCCGAGCUGCACCUCACAGCUCUGAAAGCGCUCCAAACUCAUUCAUCCGCCUGCACAUCUCUCAAAGUGACCAGUGAAUGAUUCAACGGUAGUGUUGCGCGAAGGAAGACGAAACGUUCGCUCGGACGGAAGAUACAACCCGUGUCCGACAAUAAUAACCCGUAUUCGAUGGGAUGGUGGCCGGGUUCCUUUUUAUCUUCUGGUGGUCGUCGGUUGUCUCUCGUUGCGAGACAGGGAGAGAGAGAAGAAGGACAACAGAGAAGAAAACGAUGUCUCUGAAAACCGUCGAUGCGACCGUCUCGGAAUUUGAGGAAGUUUUCGAGCGAUUCCAAUCGGAGAAUUCCCAGAAUCAACUGAAAUUUCUGCUCUUCUUAGCGAACAAGGACCCCUCCACCUCCCUUACAUGGUGCCCUGAUUGCAAUGUGGCAGAGCCUGUAAUUUAUCAAAAACUGGAAGCAUCACAAAACGAUGUAGCACUCCUGAGAGGAUAUGUUGGAGAUAAACCUACAUGGAGAAAUCCUAGCCAUCCAUGGAGAGUUGACCCAAGAUUCAAGCUCACAGGGAUUCCAACACUCAUUCGAUGGGAGAAUGAAGCUAUCAUUGGACGCCUGGAAGACUAUGAGGCUCAUGUUGGAAACAAAAUUGAUGCCCUUCUAGCUAGCAAUUGAUCUUAUUCUCUAGCAAUGACUAUUUUCGUUCUGUUCUGAAGAAUAAUAUUUCACACCUUGAAGUUGUGAUGGUAGACAACAAACUUCACAAGUUAGCAUGCAAGAAACUUUAUGUUAUGUACCUUUGAUUCUCAAGGUUUUUCCAAUUAAUGCAAAAGCUAUGAAGAAUAAUGUUUCCCAGCUUGCAGUUGUGAUGGUAGACAAUAAGCUUAACAAGUUAGAAUGCAAGAAAUUUUUAUGUUUUGUACCUUUGGAUUCUUGAGGUUUUUCAGAUUAAUAGGAAAUCUGUUAUCAAGAAUUUUA